This is a messenger RNA of Eutrema salsugineum, 1443 nucleotides long. RefSeq lists its product as uncharacterized. Lineage: Eukaryota; Viridiplantae; Streptophyta; Magnoliopsida; Brassicales; Brassicaceae. The record is from RefSeq and is a predicted model, not a curated record. The coding region runs from base 1 to 1443 and encodes 480 amino acids. The transcript is spliced from 5 exons.
AUGGGCUUUGGAUUGGAAGUUCGAGUUGAUCCUAAUUGCACUUGGAGGAUGCGUGCAACCAAGCUCCUUUCUUCUGUUUCUUUGUGGAACGCCAACCAUAGGCAAGCAACUGCCAAGGUGCUUGGGACUCUAAUCUGCAGCAAUUAUGGAGAAAAGAAGUAUGGUCUUAAUCCAAAACAAAUCAUGGAGCAAGUCAGACUCGACCAUGGUGUACACAUUAGAUACAAACAAGCUUGGAAAAGAGUUUGCUCAGGAUUUGAUCAGAGGACACACAAGGAUAGCUAUAAAAACCUCUCAAAGUGGUUGUUUAAGGUUAAUGAGAAAAACCCUGGAUCAAAGGUUUAUCUUGAGAUGGAUCCAAAGGGAAAGAAAUUCAAAUACAGCUUUUUUGCUUUUGGUCAAUCGAUAAGAGGAUUUGAGCUGAUGAGGAGAGUUAUUGCUGUGGGUGGUACUUUUCUUAAGGGAAACUUUAAGGGAACAUUGCUUGGAGGUAGUGCACAAGAUGGAGAUUAUUUGUUGUAUCCGCUUGCGUUUGGGAUAAUUGACUCUGAAAACGAACAUGUGUGGACCUGGUUUUUUAGUGGACUCGUGAUCCCUGAAGCGUCUGAUUUGGUCUUUGUUUCAGAUAGAGUUCAUGCUAUUGCAAAGGUAUUUUUAGUGGUUUAUCCGCUUGCACAUCAUGGUAUUUGCAGAAUCCAUCUCUUGAGGAAUAUAACACCAAAGUAUGGGAGAACUGGGUUGUUGCCGCUUGUAGAAGCUGCAGCUGAUACUUACACUUGUUAUGAGUUCAUUGGCAUCUUCAAUGACAUAAGGAGCAGAAGUCCCAAAUUAGCAGCAUAUUUGGAAGAAUCUGAUUUUGUAAAAUGGGCUCGCUCUUAUGCACUUUCGAACAGAUACAAUAUCAUGACAACCAACAUUGCAGAGUCUCUGAAUUCGAUUAUAAAAUUGGCUCAUGACUUGCCCAUAAUGUCUCUCUAUGAGACCAUUAGGUUAACUCUCAUAACAUGGUUUCAUGAACAUCGGGAAAAAGCUCUUAAACACAAAAAGCUCGUCACACCACAAGUACUGAAGACGAUGUUAGAGAGAUACAAUGCUGCAAUGAAACAUGAUGUUUUCCAAGUAGAUCCGUAUGAGUUUGAAAUAAAGGACGAGACUCGGAAAAUCCCCUGUGUCCAUGCUAUUGCUGCAGCUAAGCGUACAAACAAGGAUGAGAACAAUCAUGGAAAGAGGUAUGGAAUCCACCCUCCUCCAAUUGAAGCUGCGGCCUAUGAGAUCAAAGCAAGCUUGGUCAGGUUGAUUCAAGAAACUAAGUUCUUGGGGUCUGGCAUGGAGAAUCCAUAUGAUCAUUUGGACUGCUUUGAGAGGUUGUGUGACACAUUUAGGACAGGAGGAGUGCCCCAAGACAGUAUCAAGCUCAUCUUGUUUCCAUUUUCACUUGGAUAA